AUGCAUAUUUCUUACCAAAGAAAAAAAGGAAAUUAACGACAAACUUCCAACAAUAUGAAACCUUCUUUCAUCCUCUUUUCUUGUACAAUUCUAAAUUGAAUUCUCAAAGUUUGAGUUUCUCACGAUAGUUGAAUCUUUGACCCAAUCUCCUAUUCUCUCCCACUUUUCCUUUAUAUUCAUUUCAUUCUCUUUCAAUUCCUUUAUUCCCACUCCAUAAGUUCUCUCUCUCAACGGUUGGCUUUGUGAUCUUGGAAUCUUUUUUUUUCCAAAAUGGUGGGAGCUUUGUUUGUUGUUGGUGCACCUGUGAUCGACUCCCCGCCGCCGUGUUUUUCUUUCGACUCGUCGCCGGUUACCAAUAUGAGUCUUAGAAGUGGUGGGGAUUUGGUUUUGCAAAGGAAAUCUAAGACUAAGAGUUAUUCAACCGUGUCUAAAUCGGUGGAUUUGAGAAGUUCGUUUGUUAAUUUUGGUGACGAAUGGCAGCUCUCGGCCGGUGGUUGCCGUCAGAGUCGGAGGAACCAACGAAGGAAUCGGAGGCUUGUUAUCGUCAAUGAAUUUGCAGGGCAGUAUGAGGAUAGUUUUGAUGAUGUGAAAAUGCAAAUACAGAAUUAUUUCACAUACAAAGCUGUGAAGACAGUUUUGAAUCAGCUUUAUGAGAUGAACCCAACACAGUACAGAUGGUUUUAUAACUUUGUUGUAAAUCACAAGCCUGGGGAAGGGAAGCGUUUCAUUCGAACUCUUGUAAAGGAGAAGCAAGAUUUGGCUGAGAGGGUGAUGAUAACAAGGCUUCAUCUCUAUAACAAAUGGGUUAAGAAAUGUGAUCAUGCUGAAAUAUACAAAGAGAUAUCUGAUGAGAACUUGGAGUUGAUGCGAGAGAGGCUAAUGGAGACUGUGAUAUGGCCUUCCGACGACUAGAGCUUUUAGGAGAUUGGCAGACUAGGAGUUAGAAGAUUUUUUUAUCUUAUUUAUUUCCUUUAGUGUCGACCAAUCUGGCCAUGUUCCUAAUUAGUUGUAUUCACAUUCAUAUUAUUUUCCACCAACUAAUAAGAAUUCUUACAUCCACUACUACAAAAAAAAUUCAAUGUAAAUACUUUCAACAUGUUAUACCAUGUUAAAAGUAUCAAUCUCAUUGAAUAUGUUCCUAUAAACAAAUGGCACUUUGGAUAUUAGUCCAACCGUUUCAUAUCUGUUGUACUUGCAGUAACCAAACCUCACAAGAUAUCCCAUUGUGUGCUAAUCUAGGUAUGAUUCUAUCGGUUUAGGCCUAAACCUUUGACUAAAAGGUCAUAGGUUCGAAAAUCAUGAAUCCCAUAUGUUGUUGAACUCAAAUAUAAUAAUAUUUCACAUUCUGUGUCAA
Messenger RNA from Cucumis melo (muskmelon), 1354 nucleotides. RefSeq names its product chaperonin-like RbcX protein 2, chloroplastic. Gene Ontology annotation, molecular function: protein folding chaperone. The coding region runs from base 271 to 912 and encodes 213 amino acids. The record is from RefSeq and is a predicted model, not a curated record. Lineage: Eukaryota; Viridiplantae; Streptophyta; Magnoliopsida; Cucurbitales; Cucurbitaceae. The transcript is spliced from 5 exons. Gene Ontology annotation, biological process: ribulose bisphosphate carboxylase complex assembly.